ACAUCUUGAGCUGAAAACAUCAGAAUGGGCAUUCGUAGUCGUUCAAAGAAGCGUAGAGAAAGGGGUACGCAGAAUAAGGAUGUCAAAAUUAAGGAAUCUACAGGUGUGAAUAUUGACAAGCAAAAUGACUUUCGGCCACUGUUUACUUCAACAAUUGAAGGAAAUAUUACUCCCCAAAGUACUAGGGCUUCUAACUCAACGUCUGUUCCACUUACUAAAUCUAAUCCAGCUAGGAGAAGUUAUGUUGAGGUUCUUACAAGUAGUGAACCUAACAAAAGGUCAUCGGCCGAAUGUAUAAUUACACAUUCUGAUGAGGGAGAUGGAAAAGAGAUUGGGACGGUUGUUAGCCACCAUGGUGACAGCACCAAAGCUGAAAAUUCAGGGCAAUUUCUCAAUACACGUACUUCUUUCUUUGUUGCAAAACCCAGCAUAAACACUGUAAUUGGUCCCUUGUCCAUUUACCGCCGAUGUCAUUUGGUCUCUGGUUUAGUACUAUAUGAGGGAUCCCUGAAUCAAUCAGCCGACCCUCUCAAUCCACUGUAUGUCAAUGUCUCAGUCAUGUCAAAUGUUGAGGGAGAACAACGAUGGUUUACGGUUUGCCAGCCAGAUAUUGAGUUGUGUGUCCACCAUUAUCUGCAUCAGUCCAAGCAUCUUAUUGUUCCAAGAAUUCGCUAUGACCUGGUUACCUGGUACAAAUACGCAGAAAAGCGUUACAAAUUCCAUGGAUCUUCUAAUUGGGUCCAGUUUGUUAAACCCUUUCUCCAUCCAGUGUUGAGAUUGCUAAUGGCAUGGCUGAGGUAUGCGAUCCCCAGAGGAUACAGUAACGGACAAUUGCUUAACUGCAUCUACUUCUUAGAUCAUUUUGAACCACGCCUUCUGAUUAAAGAUUCUGACGUAGGUGAUCCGCGCCUUGAUGUACAUUUGGUGAAACACCUCAUCUAUGUUGUGGUCAACCAACAAACUGCAGAUCAACUGAACCGCAGUUAUGAUAAUUACCCAGAAAUGAAGACAGGUGUUGCAGACUAUACAAUCAACUUUAACUUCCUCGACAAGUUUAAAGCAAACAGGUAAGCGACCUUUUUUUUUUUUUUUUUUGCAUUGCUCUUGCCAAUCUGGUAUUUGUUAGAAAAAUAUAUGAAAUUAUUUUAA
Molecule: messenger RNA, 1149 nt
Organism: Rubroshorea leprosula
Lineage: Eukaryota; Viridiplantae; Streptophyta; Magnoliopsida; Malvales; Dipterocarpaceae
Source: the annotation of a GenBank genome assembly